Molecule: messenger RNA, 682 nt
Organism: Daktulosphaira vitifoliae (grape phylloxera)
Lineage: Eukaryota; Metazoa; Arthropoda; Insecta; Hemiptera; Phylloxeridae
Exons: 5
Coding region: 38-628 (196 amino acids)
Source: RefSeq, a predicted model, not a curated record
CAGUUUUAUUCGAAAACACUGAUUUGUCAAAUCAAAAAUGCAUUUCUAUAUUUUCUAUGUUAUAUAUCUAACAAUUAGUUUUUCAAACGGACUUCUUUUUCAAUAUCCACCAUUUAAUGAGAAUGGAGAAUUAAAACGAGAAAACAAGACCAAAUUGGUGGAGUUUUUUUGUGAUAAUUUGAUAAGUGAUUGGGUAAAACGUAUGAGCUUAGAAACAUUUAAAGAGCUAUUUAAAAAAUUUCAUUGCCUACAUCAUUGGGACGAUGCUAAAAUCUUGUCAUUAUACUAUGAAAAUAAUACACGUAUGGAUGUGAAUAAAUUUGUAGCACAAACGACCAAGUGUAUCAGUUUUAUUGAAACUCAGUAUAAGUCGCGUUAUGAUAGUUUUCUCAACCAUGAAGGAAAGAUGAAUUUAAAUGAAUUAAAAAGAGCUCUUGUAGUAGAUGAAAUCGGUCUCACACAAACAGCAGUCAAUGGUUUAAUCCCCAUAUAUAGAUUAACAGACACACGUGAUAUGAGCUUUAUAGACUUCAGAAAUUUAUUUGUGGAAGUAAUAUGUAACCAAAUCAAGUCCAAUGAUAUAAUAUAUAAUUUUCUGAACAGUAUAUAUAUUUCGUUUUACUUUUAAAAAAAUUAUAAUACUAAUUUAUAAUUUAUAAUAAUAAAUAUUAUUACACUUUAA